UUCACUCUGUUGUCCACACUGACCCACCAUAACAUCCAGAGGAUGACGGAGGCUCUGGAGGAGGAUUUCGGCCUAUUUGGACACAGACUCCAGUUGGCAGAUAUGGUGAGGCAGAGCAGGGUGGCAGAGCUGCAAGCCUUCCAGCACUCUCUCCAGUUACAGAGUAACUCUUUGGCCUCUGGCCCAGUAGGGGACAGCUGUGGUGGACAGCAGAAUGUGGUGACCACCACUGCCACAGAGGAGAGACAGCGCCUCUCACAGGGCCCUCCAGAGGUGGAAGCCAGCCAGCCAGUAAACAUUCCAGACUCCGCCAAACCAAAGAAGAAGAAAAGGAGGUCAAGAGCAAAAGACAGCUUCACUGGAAACUUCAAAGACCUGUACAAACUGACGGAUGAAAUGCUGGGUCAGGGUGCAUAUGCAAAGGUCCAAGGAUGCAUCAGUCUUCAGAAUGGGAAUGAAUAUGCUGUGAAGAUCAUUGAGAAGAAUGCGGGGCACAGUCGCAGCCGCGUCUUCCGUGAGGUGGAGACCCUUUACCAGUGCCAGGGGAAUAGGAACAUUCUGGAACUAAUACAGUUUUUUGAAGAUGACUCCUGUUUCUACUUGGUGUUUGAGAAGUUGCGCGGAGGCUCCAUUCUGACUCACAUCCAGAACCGAAAGCACUUUGAUGAGCUGGAGGCCAGCCGUGUGGUCAGGGACAUCUCCAAAGCUCUCCACUUCCUCCACAACAAAGGUAAGACCCCUGCACAUGGGGCUGUCCCUGCCAGUGCCUGUAUAAAAUUACAGUGUGAGUGUUUCUUCAUGAACAUUCUCUGUUCUACAGGUAUUGCCCACCGGGACCUAAAGCCAGAGAACAUCCUGUGUGAAUCCACUGACCAGGUGUCUCCAGUGAAGAUCUGUGACUUUGACUUGGGCAGUGGAGUGAAGCUUAGCAGUGCCUGUGUUCCUAUCACCACUCCAGAGCUCACCACACCAUGUGGCUCGGCAGAGUACAUGGCUCCAGAGGUGGUGGAGGUGUUCACGGAUGAGGCCUCGUUCUACGACAAGCGCUGUGACCUCUGGAGCCUGGGGGUCAUCCUCUAUAUUCUGCUCAGUGGCAGCCCCCCCUUCACUGGUCAUUGUGGGACUGACUGUGGCUGGGACCGUGGAGAGACCUGCCGCACCUGCCAGAAGAAUCUGUUUGAGAACAUCCAGGAGGGCCAGUAUGAGUUCCCAGAGAGGGACUGGGCCCACAUCUCUGCCCAGGCCAAGGACCUCAUCUCCAGGCUGCUGGUGCGGGAUGCCACCCUCCGCCUCAGUGCUGCCCAGGUCCUGCAGCACCCCUGGGUUCAGGGGAAUGCACCAGAGAGAGGUCUCCCAACCCCACACUUCCUCCAAAGGAACAGCAGCACCAAAGACCUGACCCAGUUCGCCGCCGACGCCAUCGCCUUCAACCGCCAGCUAUCACAGCACGACGAGGAGCAGGAAGAAGUGGUCACCACCAUCGUGACCUCCAUGAGGCUCUCGCCCCCCUCCAACUCCCGGCUGGCUCGCAGGCGGGCGCAAUCCAACGCUCAGCGCACCGCCCGGGACUUCCUGCCUGCUGACGACGACCCUCUCAUCACCUGACCAGCCCCUGGUUUAACCCCAGGGAGACCCCGUUUGGUGCUACUGCAGGCUGGAAGCUCUCUCACACCUGGUUUAUCCUUCUAAUAUAGUUGUGUGGUUCUAAGAUCCCUACAUGGGCAGAUUCUCAGAUUUAGCACUGUCAGCAUUAGAACCACUGCCAGGCUCUGUGUGCCUUCCCCUCCCCUCUUUUUUUCCCUCCAUUCCCUCCAUCCUGGUGCUAGCCCCGCCCCCCCCUUCUCCUCUCUACAUGGUGUUUACCAUGUCACACUAUCUGAGAUGGACGAUAGCUGCCAUUGGCAGCAGACUCCUGUGUAGCUUCACAGGUUGGUAACCCCAUUGUCCAAGCUCUCAUCAUGGCCAGUGGUCUUCUUAUCACCUUGAAACAGAGACACAGGAGGACAAAGGGAAGCACGUUUAUCCUCUAGUAAACUAACACACGCUUAGUCCCAGCUUUGUAUCAGUUGCUGAGUCUGGUUUCAGUGAUUGGUUUGGGUUGAGGUAGUUUCCUGCAUUUGAUAAUAAUCUCAGUCUAUACAGAUCGCAAUCCCAUGUUAAGACCAGAAAUAAAAUCACUAGAAUGGUUCUAAGCCUGUUCUAGUGAUUAUUUUUCUAUGGUUAAGACUGAUUGUGAUGGUUGGUUUAUGCUAGCUAUACUUAAUUGCACGGUUCUUUCCGUUAGCAUGGGGCAUUUAUACACAUACAGUACAUGUAGCUAGUCUGUCUUAUUGUAAAAAUCAACUAUAAUUUAUGUUGUGAAAAGGUUUUGGCAUUAUUUAUAGAGUUACUGAAUGCUGCAAAAGUAGAGCAUUACUUUUCAGACACUUAGUAAUGCCGUUUUUAGGGGUGGUCAUACAUUGGCUGUGUUGGCCUACAUAUGCUGUGAGGAGGGUUGCAAAACUUUUCCAAAAUGUCCUGUUUUUUCCAGAAAUCCCAGUUGGAUGAUUUCUGAAACCAGCAGGGAAGAAGCAUCCAACCUCAACAUUUUCAAGCAGGAUUUCUGACAAAACAGGGAAUUGUUGGAAAGUUUUGGGAAUUCUGCAACCCUAGCUGUGAGUUUCCCAAUAAUGGCAUGGAAAGCAGACACUGUGACUAUGGCCUGGUAUUCAGGGAAUGGACUCUUUCCUUGAUUAUCCUAGUAAGCAUUCAGGGGCCCUAUUGACAGAUGGGUCAAUAUCUACAGUAUGUUGAGUAUGAGUGUUUAGCCUGGAACUUUUAAGACACAUUGUGCUUGCUUGCGGAAGGUGGGUUACUGAAUGUUUGAAUUUGAAAAGCAUUUUGAGAUAUUUUAAUGACCCUGCAAUUCCAUUUCUUAUCUCCUUAUCAAAACAACAGCUACCUGGAACACUUCUAUACUUUGAAAUAACUCACUCAUCAUAUGUAUCUUGAGAGUAUUUGAAAUGAUUGCAUUUCAUCAGUAUUUUUGAUAAACUACAAGGAUUACCUCAGAAACCAGAAUUGCACUAGCCUGGGUGCCAGUUUGUUUGUGCUAUCAUGUUGUCACUCAAUGUCAUGCAAAACAUGACAAUACAAAGAGUUGACAUGAUGGCACAAACAGAUCUGGGACCAAGUUAGAAUUUGCCCCAUGUCUUUGCAAAUUUUUUCCAAAUGAUGUCAGGACCAUUCUGCCAUUGCUUGCUUCAAAUGUUUUUAACUUCUUUUCAGUCAUACCAGUAAUAACCUGUUGCGUUCUUUUUACGUGAAUUAAUUUCUGUUUUGGUUAUUCACACCUCACAGAAUAUUGUCAGAAUCCGUUUAAGUGAUUUAGAAAUUUGGAAAUGUCUUAUUUUUUUAUUUAUAUACAUUCUAUAUUCCAGAGGGGAUGGCAUGAUAGAGAUACCUUUCUCUGGUGGAAAGGGAAUUAUAGUUUUAUAUAUCAGUAUUUUUAGUAAUUGUUUUGUUUGUGUAUUGUUGUUGUUGCACAAACAUUUGGUUGGUUUGUCUGUAAAUGGAUCUGAAUAAGUGUGCCAAAGAAACCAUAGAUACUGAUAGAAAUAACUUGUGACGACUGUGAAUGCUAGCAUGUCACAUAAAAUGAGUUUCGGGUUUUAGUCAGACGGCCAUUUCAGCCUGUGUAACAUUUGUUCAAAUCCACCUAGUUACUGAAAUGCUCUUUGGUUACUGAACGUUUCUGUAGUUACUGAAAUGAUUUGAUUUACCUCUACCAGUUUGACUGUUUGACCCCUGUAAGAGCUUGUCAUUUUAUUAAAGUUGGUACCCCUCACCUUAUUAACCCCCCCCCCACUAUCCGGAUCUCCCCCGGUUGCCAUGGAUACUCCAUCGCUAUAGCAACUAAGGGGCCUUACUAAGCGGGCACAAACUCUCCGUCAGAGAGGGUGCAACACGUUAGGGAUCUCCCAGUGGCUAUGGUAAAGCUCUCCCACUCUCAUUGGGUCUUAUGCAAGUGGCUGCUUAAGUCCCAAAUGGCACCCUAAAGCCCAUAGGGCUCUGGUCAAAAGUAGUGCACUACAUAGGUAAUUAGGUGCCAUUUGGGACGCUGACGCUAAACUGAAAUUAGAUGGGAAAAGAUACAGUAAUUGGCAUAAGCUAUGCAGCUAAAUACCUUAUGAUGUCCACCGUUUAUGUUCAAGCCCACGUGUAUGAGGUCUUAUGGCAAAUAUGCGUUUGUUCUUACAAUGUUGCACAUCAAUAGCCCCUGUGGUAUGCUGUUUUCCCAAUAAAAUCAAAUUCUUUCUUAUCAAA
Coregonus clupeaformis (lake whitefish) is the source of this 4305-nucleotide messenger RNA. RefSeq names its product MAPK interacting serine/threonine kinase 1 (gene mknk1). The coding region runs from base 43 to 1605 and encodes 520 amino acids. Lineage: Eukaryota; Metazoa; Chordata; Actinopteri; Salmoniformes; Salmonidae. The transcript is spliced from 13 exons. Gene Ontology annotation, molecular function: calcium/calmodulin-dependent protein kinase activity; ATP binding; calcium-dependent protein serine/threonine kinase activity. Gene Ontology annotation, biological process: intracellular signal transduction; peptidyl-serine phosphorylation; protein autophosphorylation. Gene Ontology annotation, cellular component: cytoplasm; nucleus. The record is from RefSeq and is a predicted model, not a curated record.